AUGGCCCAUUUAACAAACCUUUAUCCAAUCCACACUCUUCUCUGCGACCAAUUCCCCCAACUCCCACAGAACCCUAAAACAAAAACACUCGCAAUUUCACUCCGAUUCCGCCACGUGACGAUCGCUACUUCAUCUCCUUCACAAUCACUUCCUCAAGGUUGGAUUUGUCACAGGGUUAAAAUUUGGGGGAGUUCUUCAAUUUAAGUUGAAAGAUAUUCUGUAUGCCAGCCACUGCUAUGGCUGUACAUACAAAAUAUCGUCUCAUUACUUACUCGUCGGAGAUUGUAGAUGGGCAGCCGAUUUUUGUUUCGUCGAAUUGUAGUCCGGCGAAGGCGUUGAAAAAGGAGCCGGCGGGUCAUUCUUUUCAUUCUGCUGCACUUAAACUUCUCGGUGUUAAGAAAGAAGAGAUAAAGGAUGAUGGUAAUAAGAAAGUUGUUGAUGAUAAGGAUCAGGCGUAUUUGCCGUCGGAUUCUUAUAGUAGUAAGAGUAAGAAGAAGAAAUCCGGUGAAGAGCAGGAGCAGGAUCAUUAUGCAUUGUUGGGUAUGAGUCAUCUUAGGUAUCUUGCUACGGAGGAUCAGAUUCGGAAAAGCUACCGUGAGACUGCGUUGAGGUUUCAUCCGGAUAAACAGGCUGCUCUUCUUCUUAAUGAGAAGACUGAAGCUGCGAAGCAGGCGAAGAAGGAUGAAAUAGAAGCUCAUUUUAAGGCGAUUCAGAAGGCGUAUGAAGUGUUGGUUGAUCCUGUGAAGAGGAGAAUUUAUGAUUCGACGGAUGAGUUUGAUGAUGAGAUUCCCACUGACUGUGCUCCACAAGACUUUUAUAAGGUGUUUGGACCUGCUUUUAUGAGGAAUGGGAGGUGGUCUGUUACUCAACCGAUUCCGUCUUUUGGUGAUGACAAGACUUCGAUAAAAGAGGUUGAUAAUUUCUACAAUUUUUGGUACUCCUUUAAGAGCUGGAGGGAGUUUCCGCAAGCUGAUGAGUUUGAUCUUGAGCAAGCUGAAACUCGUGAUCAUAAGAGGUGGAUGGAAAGGCAGAAUGCAAAACUGUCAGAAAAAGCUAGGAAGGAAGAGUAUGCGAGGGUCCGUACUCUUGUUGAUAAUGCUUACAAGAGGGAUCCUAGAAUAUUGAGAAGGAAAGAGGAGGAAAAAGCUGAGAAGAAAAGGAAAAAAGAGGCCAGGUUCAUGGCGAAGAGGUUAGAGGAGGAAGAAGCAGCCAGAGUUGCAGAAGAGGAGAAACGACGAAAAGCAGAGGAAGAUAAAAAAGCUGCUGAAAUUGCUUCUCAACUGAAGAAGGUGAAAGAGAAAGAGAAAAAGCUCUUGAGAAAAGAGCGAACACGUCUUAGAACUCUAUCAGGACCUAUUUUGUCACAACAUAUGCUUGAUAUUUCUGAAGAUGAUGUAGAAAAAAUUUGCAUGUCAUUUAAUAUUGACCAAAUGAGGGGUUUGUGCGAGAAAAUGGAAGGCAAAGAGGUGUCAGAGCAAGCAAAAGCUCUAAAAGACGAACUGAGUUGCAAAAAAGAUGAGGUUGAUGAGAAAAGUAAUCAGCAAAAUGGCUCUGUCAAAGCUAAUGGCAGCAUUAGUAUUCUUGCAGUCAACGUAGAGAAAAAAGAGAAACCUUGGAGCAAAGAAGAGAUUGAGCUAUUGAGGAAAGGAAUUCAAAAGUUUCCCAAAGGAACUUCAAGGAGAUGGGAAGUUGUUUCAGAAUACAUUGGUACCGGAAGAUCUGUUGAAGAAAUAAUGAAAGCCACUAAAACUGUUCUCCUCCAGAAGCCCGAAACAUCCAAAGCUUUUGACACAUUUCUUGAGAAAAGGAAACCUGCUGUCACAAUUGCAUCUCCACUCUCAACCAGAGAAGAAUUGGAAGGGAUGCCAAUAUCAACGGUUACACCUGAAAAUAGUGCUGCCACCUCAACACCAGCACCAACAACAACACCUGCAUCGACCUCAACACCAGCACCAACAACAACACCUGCAUCGACAAACAAUAGCAACUCCGAAGAUUCUCAAGGAGUUUCAGAACCAGAGGCUUGGUCUUCAGUGCAGGAGAGAGCACUGGUUCAAGCUUUAAAAACCUUCCCAAAAGAAGCUAACCAGAGAUGGGAGCGAGUAGCUGAAGCUGUACCUGGAAAGACGGUGAUUCAGUGCAAGAAAAAAUUUGCGCUGAUGAAAGAAAAUUUUAGGAACAAGAAAGCUGCAGUUUGAUUUAAUCAUUCAUAGCCCAUAUCUAUGGUAUUUUUUCUUUUUGCAAUUUAGAUUAUACCCGUCUAAUUAUCCAUUGUCCAUUGUUUUCUACUACUUAACUCGGAAUUCAUUUACUUAUUUAUAUAUGUACCAUUUUUGGUUCGAAA
Vicia villosa (hairy vetch) is the source of this 2344-nucleotide messenger RNA. RefSeq lists its product as uncharacterized. The record is from RefSeq and is a predicted model, not a curated record. Gene Ontology annotation, molecular function: ribosome binding; Hsp70 protein binding. NCBI's taxonomy places the organism in Eukaryota, Viridiplantae, Streptophyta, Magnoliopsida, Fabales, Fabaceae. Gene Ontology annotation, biological process: 'de novo' cotranslational protein folding; regulation of translational fidelity. Gene Ontology annotation, cellular component: cytosol. The transcript has 2 exons. The coding region runs from base 222 to 2198 and encodes 658 amino acids.